This is a messenger RNA of Zea mays, 1185 nucleotides long. Its product is annotated as exonuclease. Gene Ontology annotation, molecular function: nucleic acid binding; 3'-5' exonuclease activity. The transcript is spliced from 2 exons. Bases 182 to 1090 code for a protein of 302 amino acids. NCBI's taxonomy places the organism in Eukaryota, Viridiplantae, Streptophyta, Magnoliopsida, Poales, Poaceae. The record is from RefSeq and is marked provisional.
AUCGCAUCGAUCGGGCAGGCAUUAAUUGUACAGCUUUAUUAGCUCCUGCUUCUGCUUCUGCUUCUGCUUCUUCUUAGCUGGAGACUAGAGAAAGAAGAAGACACAGUGAUCAUCGGCAUAGAUAGUAAGUAGAAGAAGAGCUAGCAGGAAGAAGCAGCAGCUAGCUAGCUGACCCAACGAAAUGACGAUGAGAGAUGAGAUCGUCUUCUUCGACGUGGAGACGACGGCUCCGUCGGCGGCCGGGCCCGGUCGGUGGUGGCUGCUGGAGUUCGGCGCCAUCCUGGUGUGCCCCAGGAAGCUGGUGGAGGUAGGCAGCUACGACACCCUCAUCCGCCCGGGCGACCUCUCCGCCGUCUCCAGGCGAUUCACGGACGACGUGGAGGCGGCCAUAAUGGCGUCGGCGCCGCCCUUCAAGGACGUGGCCGACAAGAUAUUCGACAUCCUGGACGGCCGCGUUUGGGCUGGGCACAACAUCCAGCGUUUCGACUGCCCCCGCAUCCGCGAGGCCUUCGCCGACAUCGGGCGCCCCGCCCCGGAGCCCGUCGGCGUCAUCGACUCCCUCAACGUCCUGGCCGCACACUUCGGCCGCCGCGCCGGAGACCUCAAGAUGGCCACCCUCGCGACCUACUUCGGCAUCGGGAAGCAGAAGCACAGGGGCCUGGACGACGCGCGCAUGAACCUCGAGGUGCUCAAGCACUGCGCCACCGUCCUGCUGCUGGAGUCCAGCCUGCCGGACGUCCUCUGCGCGCAGCAGUCUCGCCGAGCCGCGGUCACCAGGAGGACGUCGCAGGCGCAGACCAUCAAGCCGCCACCUAAACAUGCUGUGCACCACCACCUGCGGCCCGGCGGCGUCGUCAUGUCGCAGACAAAGCUACCAUUUACCGCUGUAACAGCUACACCUGCACCUGCGGCCGCCACCCCCUGCGGCAAGAGGAAUAGCCUGGGCAAGGUGGUGGCGAGGGCCGUGACGGCGGCGACCACUGCCCCAUUGAGUAGCAGUAGCAGCACAAGCACAAACACUAGGCGCCCCGUGACGGCGACCACGCCCUUCCACAUGAUCCUCAGGCACUCCAGGGCCAUCCUCAGAUGAUGAUCCAUGUUUCAUUCAUUCAUUCUUUCUUUGGAUGAUCCAUGAUCGGAUUUCGUUCCAUUCAAUUCAAUUGUACAGUUCCAUCGAUUUGAAUC